Molecule: messenger RNA, 774 nt
Organism: Monoraphidium neglectum
Lineage: Eukaryota; Viridiplantae; Chlorophyta; Chlorophyceae; Sphaeropleales; Selenastraceae
Exons: 6
Coding region: 1-774 (257 amino acids)
Source: RefSeq, a predicted model, not a curated record
AUGGACCCUGACAAGGCGCCUGGCUAUGACCCCAUAGCAGAGGAGUUCGAAACGUACGAGGACUAUUUGGACAGCCAGAUAAAUGGGACAGACAUGUAUUACCUCGAAAACAUCGAACUGGCGCGGCAGCUCGUGGAGCUCGGCAUCCGAGGCAACGGUGAGGUGAUCAAGCGGGAGGAGUUUGAGCAGCGCAAGGCGGCGGCGGAGGCAGUGCGCGAGGCGCGGCUCAACCGGAAGCCGAAAAAGCUGGCAAGCCAGGGCAAGGACCUGACGGGCUGCCCGCUGCUGCAGGCUCUGCGCGACCGGGAGGAAGCAGUGCGCAACGGCAAGCUCUGCACCAUCAUCUUCAUCCGUGACCGCAACGCGCGCGGCCAGGAGGUUAGCGGCUAUAUUGACUACGGCCACCGCCUUGCUGCAGACGGCGGUGGCGGCAUGGAGGCCAUCUUUGCGCGAAAGAAGCGGCUGAUGCCCCGCCCCACAGACCUCAGCUUUUACAACUGGGAGACCCACCUGGCCACCGCAAACCCGACGCCAAACUUCCAGGCAGGUCCCUGCUGGUGCAAGGGUUUGCUCAUGCUGUCCUUGCUUGCCGUGGCUCAGCGGGUGAUGGCGGAGGACGUGCACGGCGUGAUGUUCAAGAGCAAGCGCGACCGCAAGGUCAUCGACGUCGACCCCAGGUCGCCCCCCGGCGACAACAGCAGCCGCAGCGAGCUGGCGACGGAUGAGUACACGCAGGUGGUGCUGUACGACCAUGUGACGCGCCGGCGCGCGUGA